GACAAAUUUCAAACUGGACGGCGGGUAGUUGAAGCCGACCGAGAAAAAACAGACAACAAAGGUUCAUUGUUAAGAAUUUAACCAAAAGGGAUUAAAAAUGACAAGUACUCUAAAAGGAAUCACUCUCAAGGGAAGCGCGGAGCUCGUGGCCGAGUUUUUCUCCUUUGGCAUCAACAGCAUCCUGUACCAGCGGGGGAUCUAUCCUCCGGAAACCUUCACCAGAGUCACCCAUUAUGACAUGAGCCUGCAACUCACCACUGAUCCCAAGCUGAAGAACUACCUGACCAAUGUGGUGUCUCAGCUCAAAGAGUGGCUGUUUGAGUGCACAGUGCAGAAGCUGGUGCUGGUGAUCACGUGUCUGGAAACCAACGAGGUGCUGGAGAGAUGGCAGUUUGACAUCGAGUGCGACAAGUCAGCUAAGGAGAGCAGUGCUCCCAGAGAGAAGUCCAUCAAGACCAUCCAGGAUGAGAUCCGCUCUGUGAUCAGACAGGUGACGGCCACAGUGACUUUCUUGCCGCUGUUGGAGACACCAUGUGCCUUUGACCUCCUCGUCUACACAGACAAAGACCUGGAGAUCCCAGAAAAGUGGGAAGAGUCCGGGCCGCAGAUUAUCGACCAAUCGGAGGAGGUGCGUUUACGCUCCUUCACCACCUCCAUCCACAAGGUGAACAGCAUGGUGGCGUACAAGAGGACCGACUCGGUUUAAACCAGCAAACCCCUGAGCUGUACAUAGCACCAGCCACUGACCCCUUCUAGAAACCAGUAGAUUUUACACCAAGGGCCCAUUUCCUUUCCUUUGUGUUAUUUGUCUGUCUGAGAAGGAGACAGUCUGCUCUGUCCACACUGAUGUAAAUAUUUCUCAUAAGCAGCAUUUAUCUAUUCUUUUCUUUAUUCGCUCCACUUUCUCUCUAGUUGUCAACCUGUCUUAGAAGAUAGUGGUUUAUAUGUUCAACUUUUUAAAAGAAAAAUGUCAUAAAUAAAUAUCUUUUGCUUUUUCCCUUAA
This is a messenger RNA of Stegastes partitus (bicolor damselfish), 1003 nucleotides long. It is a transcript of the gene mad2l1, whose product is annotated as MAD2 mitotic arrest deficient-like 1 (yeast). The record is from RefSeq and is a predicted model, not a curated record. Gene Ontology annotation, cellular component: nucleoplasm; cytoplasm; kinetochore. Gene Ontology annotation, biological process: mitotic spindle assembly checkpoint signaling. Lineage: Eukaryota; Metazoa; Chordata; Actinopteri; Pomacentridae. The transcript is spliced from 5 exons. Bases 98 to 706 code for a protein of 202 amino acids.